Molecule: messenger RNA, 2011 nt
Organism: Rhizopus microsporus ATCC 52813
Lineage: Eukaryota; Fungi; Mucoromycota; Mucoromycetes; Mucorales; Rhizopodaceae
Product: RabGAP/TBC
Exons: 6
Coding region: 452-1828 (458 amino acids)
Biological process (GO): activation of GTPase activity
Cellular component (GO): Golgi apparatus
Molecular function (GO): GTPase activator activity
Source: RefSeq, a predicted model, not a curated record
AUAUAUAUAUAUAUAUAUAUAAAAUCUUAGAUUGGAUUCAAAAGAAGGUCUACUCUACUUGGAAACAUUCUCUCUCUCUCCAUGUAUGCCUGGCUGUUUGUAAGAGAUAUUUUCUUUGUAGUGCGGAAUUAGAAUUCAAAGAUUUCCGGAUUAGAAAGGACAAGAUUGCUUUUAUGCUUAAAACAGCCAUCACAUAACAUUCCCAUGGAGCAACGUAAGUUUAUAAAUCGAGUCCAUUAAUUAUAAAACUAAAUCAUCUUUUAGAAAUACAAAAGUAAUCUUUAAAAUCUCUUCUUUUCUUUUACUUAUAUAUACCACCUUAGGUCGUUCUGGAAACGUCGAGGCUUAAAGUUGCCAGGAAGGUACGAGUUAACAAAGCGUCAGUAUCGUUCCUAACACGACUAACAGCAGCAAUAGUAACAAUAAUAGUCAAGAUGUGAAAAAACCUGUGAUGGCAGGCAAUAAAUACAUAUACAACAGUCUACUGAUAGCCAGACAACCACCCAACACGACCUAUCAACCACAAUCAAGUAGUAAGCCGUCGAACCAAUCACCAAAGCAAGAAAAGAGCGAGAAGAAAAAGGAAAAAGAUCAUACAAGAAACACAUCAAAAUCAUUCAACGCCUUCUUAAAGGACACAAACGAUGAGUGGAGUGAUGAUAUUGCGCCUCUCAGCAUAAACCAAAUGAUCGAACCAGAUCAUCAGAUGAUAAGUACUGCAGUUUUCUCAGAUGCUGCAAAAAAAAACAAGAGGAAAUCAACAAAUCCAGAUGGUACAAAAGAGUAUGUUCAAGAGCUGUUGCUAGAUCCAACCUUUUUAUUAAAAUGGUUGAAUCCAGAGGAGACAAAAGAUCCUGUUAGAACAAAAAAGUUUAAAGAUGUCUUGUCGGUGUCCAAUGUUGAUUUAGCUGCACUGCGAUCACUUAGUUGGAGCGGAAUACCAGAAGAAUUGAGAAUGAUUGCUUGGCAAUUGUUGCUAGGUUACUUGCCAUGUAAUUCAGCAAGAAGAGAAGCAACAUUAGCAAGAAAACGUAAAGAAUAUCUGGAUAGUGUGGCAGGAACCUAUGCACGAGGGACAGCAGGACUAGACCAAGCUUUAUGGCAUCAGAUUCAUAUCGAUAUACCCAGAACGAAUCCCGGUAUUCCUUUAUAUCAAAAUGAAGUGACACAGAUGUGCCUAGAAAGGAUUCUCUACCAAUGGGCUAUUCGUCAUCCAGCUAGCGGGUAUGUGCAAGGCAUCAAUGAUUUGGUAACACCAAUUUUUGAAGUCUUUUUGUCGGCUUAUAUUGAUGAAGACCCUGAACAUUACAAUGUCAGUCAAUUGAACAAGGAAAUAUUAUCUGUGAUCGAGGCAGAUAGUUUCUGGUGUCUAUCCAAAUUAUUAGAUGGUAUUCAAGACAAUUAUACUUUCGCGCAGCCAGGCAUUCAAAGGCAGAUAUUGACGUUAAAAGAGUUGGUCUCUCGCAUUGACGCUCGGCUUACACAGCAUUUACAAAACGAAGGCAUUGAAUUCAUCCAAUUUGCAUUUCGAUGGAUGAACUGCCUGCUGAUGAGAGAACUUCCAUUACGUAGCACCAUACGAAUGUGGGAUACAUAUCUAGCAGAAGGAUCAUCCGAAGGGUUUUCUGAGUUCCAUGUCUAUGUUUGCGCAGCCUUUUUGGUAAAGUGGUCUAACCAAUUACAAAAGCUAGAUUUUCAAGGCGUCAUGAUCUUUCUCCAACAGUUACCGACACAAGGAUGGCAAGAAAAGGAUGUAGAAUUAUUGUUGUCUGAAGCUUAUAUGUGGAAGACACUCUUUCAUAAUGCUCCAAACCAUUUAAAAAAAUAACGAAUAAAUUAUGUAAAUAAUGUAAAAUGUCCAACAAGACAUCGACUAAAUUUUAUUGAAUACAAAUUUAUAACGCAUGUCCCAUUCGAGAUGCAAGUGGGAAAGACAGAUAAACAAAGCUGAAAAAAAAGAGUUGAAUAUUAAAAAGAGACUUAGGGAAAGCUUUAUACAAGAGAAUUCAAG